This is a messenger RNA of Symbiodinium sp. CCMP2456, 915 nucleotides long. The record is from the annotation of a GenBank genome assembly. NCBI's taxonomy places the organism in Eukaryota, Dinophyceae, Suessiales, Symbiodiniaceae.
AUGCGCCAAAGAUUCCAGCAGGUCGGAGGUGCCCUGCGCACCCUUGUGGCAAGCCAGACGGGCUACAAUCGAGCCGUGGAGCUGCAGAUGGUCGAGGCAGAGAACUUCGCGACCGUGAGACGUGCCUUUGCGGGCGAGUUGAAUAACGUCGAAAGCAAGACGAUGCCUACCAGGCUCUUCACGUACGUCAGCCCGGAUGGGAUGUCAGGAAAUGUUGCAUUCUGUUCUCCCGGUGCUGCUGCACUGAUUAUCGAGAAGCACUACGACCAGCUUGUGAACUUGUGGUCCGAUACAAGCAAUCCAAUGUCGAGCUAUUGGCUCGAGGAUUCUGUAGGCCCACUUUUGACAACCUUUUGGCCAGGCAAAGAAGGGCUUGCAGCCUUUGCAGUCACCAACACUGCCGCACCUGGGAAAAGGGCACAAUGGUACCGACAAAACGUCAACGACUUGAAGGUUGAGCAGGGUUUGCAGCUUCUAAAGUGCGACACUGAGCACAGCUUUGAUGCCAGAUGGCGGAACGCUGUGCAGAAACGCAGUCUAGAAAAAUGUGUUCUGCACAGCCCACGUGGUUACCCGGGCAUCGACUACCUGCUGGACUUCAACCACGGCAUCUCCGUGACCUCCUCCACCUCUCAUGGCAUUGCGCAACUGUUUCUUGACAAGUUGAAGCAGAUGUUCGAAAACACUGAGGGAAGUCGUUUCACUCUCACGUUUCUCAUUACAGAAGAUCCUGCAAAAUUCGCACCGGACGGAAAUGAAUUUAAUGCACUAAUGGACAUGGCGGGUCAAGGUGAGAAGGCGGUGUUUGUCAAUGUUUGUGUGCAGGCACCGCAGGGCAUGGUUGUGAGUCAGGGCAUAGAGGGAAGUGAAUUCAAGGCUCCGCUGAUGCUCGAGACGGUCAUCUGUCCCGUUUGA